This is a messenger RNA of Cucurbita moschata (crookneck pumpkin), 693 nucleotides long. RefSeq lists its product as uncharacterized. The coding region runs from base 166 to 468 and encodes 100 amino acids. The transcript is spliced from 3 exons. The record is from RefSeq and is a predicted model, not a curated record. NCBI's taxonomy places the organism in Eukaryota, Viridiplantae, Streptophyta, Magnoliopsida, Cucurbitales, Cucurbitaceae.
GAGCUCGAACCCCGACUUGAUCACCUCGCGGUAGCUACCAUUGGAUACUCGGAAGGCUCGGUCCCGACGAGAGAAUUGGAGUUUGUGUUCAUUGGAAGCCCCCGCACGAAGAAGCAUCUUUAUGCGUAGAAGCUCUCCAGGCUGCUUGCAGUUCCUCAUAUUUCCAUGGACAGCUUGGUUCGCCAAGAACUUAGCCCUCGCUCGUUCUUAUAUAGACAGCAGAAGAUUGUUGAUCAACUUGCCAUGAUCGAUCCGAUCGUGAAUUUCAGAUGCGUCAACUUUUGUUCCGUUAAAUAUCAUAUGGGUACUUCUUCUUCCCGUUCUUCCAUUCUCGUGAGAAACGAGCUUCUGUUCUACAUACCAUGGUGUAAAUCCUUAAGGCUUAUUGACGAACUAGAUUCAGAAGGUGCCUGGAAGAAAGAACUCCAAAUCUAUGCUGAGCAGGAACUACAAGAUCAAUGUUUUUGAUAUCCGAGGGUCGCACCUUAUUUAAUUCGCUAAACGCAUUAGUUGUUUACUCUAGAGUUGGACAACAGUUCUAUUUCAUAGAUUCUUAGGACCUAGAGCUUUUUGGGAAGAAGUGGAAGCUUAAAAAAUGGGGCUCUUAUUUGAGUGGAUUUACACUUUAUCAUCAAUGUCGAGAUGACAUGUCCAAAAUAUAAACCUAUCUAUUCUUAUUGGAGUUCUAAAAAA